AUGCGUGUGGGAGAAGCAGUGCCGGAAAUCAACCCUCCGGUCUUCUCUUUCCCCGCCUCCGCAGUGUCUGAGAAAGAGUAUCGGAAAUCAACCCUUAUUAUCGUUGCCGCCAUCCAGAAAAUCGUCGCCGUCCUCAAGGUCACCUCCAAUUUCGGAUGUGUUGUUACCCUCACUCAACAAGAUGACGGUAUGUAUCACUUGAAUGAAUUUUCUGGCGCCCCUCUUUUCUCUGGUGGCUUUCUGGACAAGACAACCACAUCAGUAGUCCUAUUCAGCGCCGACCUAUCAGAGGGUAAAUGGCACAGAAUUACAACUACGCUUUCUGAUACCAGGAGCUUAAUAUUCAAAGACCACCAAUUCCUACAAGGAUUUCCCCAACCUAAUCAUGUGAGGAACUCCAUUGCAUAUUUUUGACUCUUUCUUGACAUGAUUAGGUCGGGUUCCCUCAAGCACAAGAGAUUUCCUUUGUAUUUACUAUUUAUGCAUUUUUUAUUUGGAUAUUUUUCCAACAGAAUGCAUACGGUAAUUGAAUCUUGAAUUCCAAUUCUAUCGGAAUGGAAUCAUUAAUUCUAAUUUUGUUGGAAUGGAAUAUGGAUAUUUUCUCCCUGAUUUAUGCAUGUUCUACACUUCUUAGUUAUUGGUUUUUGUGCAAUUCAUAAGUCCGUAUAUUUUUUCAAAGGAAUUUAGUUUUUUAUUUUUCAUUUGCUAAUGCAUUAUUGGAUUUUAAACUACAAUUGGAUUUGUUUUCAUAGAAGUUGAUGCUUGAAGAACGGACCACAAAAUUGAAAGUGAUUCUUAGCAACAUUAUUCUUUUAGAUUGUAUUAGUGUCUUUGUUAGAUUUGGAUGUUUUUUUUUUCCAAUUUGAAAGUUUUUUUAGUUUUAUUGUUUAACAAUAAAUGUAAUUCUUAGCAAUUGUUACCCG
This is a messenger RNA of Lactuca virosa, 923 nucleotides long. The record is from the annotation of a GenBank genome assembly. NCBI's taxonomy places the organism in Eukaryota, Viridiplantae, Streptophyta, Magnoliopsida, Asterales, Asteraceae.